CCGGUUACGCUGUGGUCUGUUUCCGGUGUGAAAACCAGACAUAAACAAACCGGACAUGCGCGUGUCCGUUGGGGGCUCGGUUCGGAUGUACCGCUAGCGGCACAGCCGUGGUCAUCAUGGUGAAGUGCGCUGUGUCCGGGUGUCCGAACCAGACGGUGACCGGAACCCAGGGCGUCCUGGACCGACCCGCCAAGAGGUUCUUCAACUUCCCCACAGACCCGGCCCAAGUCAAGGUUUGGCUCGCAGCGCUGAGGGAGGCGGACAAGCAGGACUGGACCGAGCGGCGUUUAAUCUGUGAGGACCACUUCCUGCCAGAGGACGUCUCCAAGGACGGAGUCAGUCCCGAUGCCAUUCCCAUCAUGCCGCCUUACCUGGACGGACUGCUGGGUCCCAGCAGCUCCUGGGCCGAGGAGGAGGAGGAUGAAGAGGCUCCAGAUCCACCUCAGCAGAACCCAAGUGGAGGUUUGGAGAAUCCAGAGGCAAAGACCAGUGCAAACAUGCGACACAUGAAACAGUCCAUUCGGGCAAAGAGUGUUCCUGUGGAACGGCUGACUGAGCAGCUCCUGAAGCUGCUGAUGCUGGCCCCGGACGGAUCCCUGGACCUGAGGCAGGCCAUCAGGAACCUGCAGAUCCGCGGACGCAGAGUCUUCAACAUCAUCAACGUCCUGCACGAGAUCGACCUGGUCCAGAGGGACCCGGUGGACAGCAUCCGGUGGAUAGGAGCGAUUCCCAUUUCCAGCUUUCUGUGGAAGAACCAGGAGAAGUUCCGUCGGGAGAUGGAGAAAAUCAGGCUGGUGGAGGACGCGCUGGACGCCAUCAUCGAGGGCUGCGCUCGCCAGCUCCUGGAGCUGACCGACGGGGCUGACGACCUGGCGUCUGCGUACGUGACGCACGAGGACAUCGUGCGACUGAAAGGCUUCGAGGGACAGACAGUGAUAGUGGUCAGAGCUCCGAAAGGAACCAAGAUGGAGAUUCCUUCACCCAAGGAGGACAACAUUCAGGUCCAUCUGAAGGCAGUGAGCGGCCCCAUCAGUGUACUGGCGUCUGAUCUGGGCAGCAGCAGCUUCAUCACGUUAGAGGAGAGUCGCAUUGAGACCCGGCUGCUCUCAGGGUCUUUGGGUCCACGGAGUUCAGAGCAGAGCAGCUAAUGAGCUGACCAGCAGGUGGCGCUGUUGUUCCUAGGGCUGAAUGAGGCAGAUCUCUGCAGGUACAAACAGUUUGGACCACGUCAGCGCUGCACGUGACUGGACCACGAUGGAUCGUUGUCACGUGAGCAGCAGGAGGUCGUGGUUACGACACGAUUGCAGUUAUUACACAAACUGGAGGAUUAAAACUGUAUGAUUCACACUUUCUGUAAAAUAAAAAAUGUUUCUCGGCUUUAAACACAUUGGAUUCAAAGUAUGAACAAUAAAAUGUGAACCUGUGUAAACAUGA
Molecule: messenger RNA, 1434 nt
Organism: Betta splendens (Siamese fighting fish)
Lineage: Eukaryota; Metazoa; Chordata; Actinopteri; Anabantiformes; Osphronemidae
Product: transcription factor E2F6-like
Exons: 9
Coding region: 117-1148 (343 amino acids)
Biological process (GO): regulation of transcription by RNA polymerase II
Cellular component (GO): RNA polymerase II transcription regulator complex
Molecular function (GO): DNA-binding transcription factor activity, RNA polymerase II-specific; RNA polymerase II cis-regulatory region sequence-specific DNA binding; protein dimerization activity
Source: RefSeq, a predicted model, not a curated record